UACACGCUAUAAGAGUGAUGGAAUUAAAGGGAGUAUACGAUUAUACAAUGAGAUGGUAGGUCAUGUGACCCUUGUGGAGUCCCAGGACUAAGGCAACCCAAUUGUACUUGAUAACUCAUCACUAAUUUAUGUUGGAGGCUCACCUUUAGUCUGGAAUGAUGUGCUAGCAAUGUUGGAUAUUGCAACUCAACAAAUAAUAUGAUGAAAUUGCUGUACCACAGGCUAGUGGCUCGCAUGCUUGAAAAUUCACUUCUGCUGUCAUUCAAGCGUGUGUCGUCUGCUGAAACUGGAAGAACAAGAGCGAUCUAGAAAGUGAGAGAAAAUUGUUAAAAAUUGCCCAGUGAGACAACAUAUUUUUUCUUAUCACGCUCGCUGGGAUAAACGCAUACAAGUUUGUUUCUAUGUAAGCCUGAUUUUUGUGGGGCUGGCAGCGAUUUGCCUGCUAACAACUAAGAAUAUGGUAACUCUUCUUUUUCGGAAAUUUCAAUGGAGUAAGAGUCGUUGGUUGAUGUCUACAAUUGUUUUCCGUUGAAGAUAAUCUGAUAAAUAUCAUGCUAAGGCGCUAACAAGGACGCCUAAUAACAACGAUCCUCAGUGACUAGAUGAUUAAGCCAGAUAAGAGACAAAGAUGCUAAGUGUUAUUUACAAAUAUUUAACAAAUGCUAAUAGCUAUUUCGUUGCGAUGUGAUCUUCAGCGAUAAAGGGUUAAAUAACUUGAGUAAGAAGACAAUUAAAAAUGAGCAUAGGUAAUCAGUUUCCAGGAGAGCUCUUCAGAGCCUACGUUGCCAUGGGGAGUGGAGCUACGAAGACUCUUAAUAUAGUUACAAACGCUGCCAACUUGGUCAAUUUGUUGAACCCACGUUUUUUAUCAGCAUAAACAAUGAGACCCAACGUGAAAGUAAAAAUUCAGGUUUUUGUUUCAGGCUGUUUCAACCAUUUCAGUUAUCAAAGAAAUACAUCUUUUGAGAGUGCCUUAUUAUCUGCAAAGAAUCCAUAAAUUUUACGGAUUUAAUUAUCAUCUGCUUACGACAGUUCCAUUCAGGAAAAGCCAAACAUUUUUUUUUUGAACAAAUGAAGUAACAUCGACGAUACGAUACAAAAGAGGUUUUCUUUUUUCUGAAUAUUUAAAAUGAUUUAAAAAGGAAUUGGGCAUUCGCUAAAUUUGGUAGCGUCUAGCAACUGUUGUUGUCAACACAGAAAUGUAUGUACUGCCAACAGAAGAAGGGAGCUUGCUGCAACUAAUUUUAUUAAUUGGUUCUUGUUCCGUGUCUUUAUCCUGUAGCGAUUUUGACAUGCCCGAUCUGAACAAUGAAGCAUAUGUGCUGAAAGGCGACAUCAACAUUGGCGCGCUGUACAGCAUCACGGAUUACGGUGAGGGCCUGAAGUGCAACAAGAAGCUCCGCCCUGAGUCUUGGGUGAUUCAGUUCGUGGAGGCCACGGUCUUCGCCAUAGAGUUCGUCAACAACAGCACCGACAUCCUGCCCAACUUAAAGCUCGGCCUGGCCAUGCUGGACUACUGCCGGACGACCAACACCGCACUGGCCAAGGCCCUUUCGUUUUUACCCAAGCCCCAACAAGACUCGUGCGCUCCCCAGUCGAGCUCAGCCAAUGCGUCUACUUCCAAUCAACACUAUGACGUGGUCGGGGUGGUCGGAACCUUCACCAGCAGCGCCACUGUCUACGUCUCCUACCUGUAUUCCGUGGCGAAGAUGCCUCUGUUGGGCUUCAUUACCACGUCGGACGAGCUCAGCAGUAAGGCGAUCCACCCGUACUUCCUCAGAGUUGUGCCCCCGGAUAAAUUCCAAGUUCUUGCAAUGCUGACUUUCAUCGCCAAGAACGGAUGGUCCUUCAUAUCUUUACUUUACGAGAAAGGAAGCUACGGGGAAAAGGCUUAUGAUAACUUUAAGCUGUAUUCUUCCAACUUCGGAAUAUGUCUUGCUGCGACCAUCAUGGUGGAUCCUACUUCAGACUACGAUAAGGUUGUCGGAAACUUGCUGGACUAUCCAAGAGCUCGCGUGGUCAUCAUUUUCGCAGGAGCGGACAACGCCGCUAAGGUCCUAAUGUCAGCGUCCAUUCACACAGGGCCAGGCCAUUUUGUUUGGAUAGGCAGCGACGGACUUAGUGACAAACUGAUCUACAUCAGAGAGCUCGCCCAGCAGUUGAUUGGCUCCUUUGUGUUUAUGUUUUACUCCAAGGAAGUGCCUGCCUUCUCAGAGUACUUUAAGAAUUUGUCAGUAAAUAAGAGCGCCAAUCCUUGGCUGAAACAGUACUGGGAAAUGCAAGGGAAAUGCAGCUUUGACAACGGCACUUGUGGUGCCUACAAGAACCCAACAGAAUUCAGCGGAUUCAAAUUUUCGACAACAGUUUCCCUCAUCUUGGACAGCGUGUUGACGUAUGCCCACGCCCUCCACAACCUUAUAGGAGAUCUAUGCCCCAACGUGACAGGAAGUGACGUCAGGGGCUGCGUAAAAAGGGAAGUGCUGUUGCGAUAUAUGUUUAACUCCUCGUUUGAUGGAUUUACCGGAAAUAUCCAGUUUAACCCCGAAGGGGACGUUCUUGGAAAAUAUGAAAUUCGGCAGAUUUCGGUUGUUGGUCUGGCUGCAGGUCAAAGUUUUGAGGUGACUGGAACUUCCGGGUCAAUGGUGGAGAUACCUAUAGCCGCCUACGAGAUUACGUGUGGAGAAAUAAAAUAUAACAAUAAUUCUGUAACAUGGGGGCACUUGACCAAGGAGGAUAAGCUGAUCAACAGGACAGACAUUGACCCCGAGAUACCAGAAUCGGUAUGCAGCCGUCCGUGCUCCAAGUUUGAAUACAGAAUUCAAAGGGAGAUCACUUGCUGUUGGGAAUGCGCCUCCUGCCGGUCGAAUGAAAAAAUUGUCAAUAACGGAACCGGAUGUGAGGCGUGCCCAGAGUUCACCUGGCCGAACGAGAACCUAACUUCCUGUUCCGUCAUUCCGCCUGUCUUCGCGUCUCCGUCCGACACUUUGAGCCUAAUAGAGAUUUGCUUGGCGUCCGUGGCCAUGGCUGGGGAGCUUCUGAUCGUCGUGGUCUACAUCAAGCACAGGGAGACUCGGGUGAUCAAGGCGUCAAGCAGGGAGCUCAGCGGCCUGCAGCUCCUGGGCAUCCUGUCAGGCUACGUGACGGUCAUCGUGCUUCAGAUCAAGCCCUCCCACGAGGCCUGCAACGUCGUCUACUUUAUCUUCUGCCUUAGCUUCGCCUGGCUGUACUCCCCCUUGCUGGUCAAGGCCAUACGGAUCUACCGGAUCUUUGAGAGCAGCGCCAAAUUCAACCUACGUCCACGUUUUGUUAGCCCAAAGUCACAGAUAGUAUUUGUAUUCAUACUGAUAUUUAUACAGGUCAUUAUUUGCAUCUUCAUACAUGUUUUCUACACGCCUACAGCACGAAAGAGGCAGCCGGUGGUGACUGAGAAAUUCGUGGAGCUCUCUUGCGACAUGACUCUCCCAGGGCUCAUCUCCUUCCUAGUCUACAACCUCUUCCUGGUCACCCUGUGCUCCAUCUUCGCCUUCAAGACCCGCAAGCUGCCCGAGAACUUCAACGAGUCCCGCUUCAUCACCAUGUGCGUGUCCACGGCCCUGAUCAUCUGGCUGUCCUUCAUCGCCACCUACUUCACCGCCACCAAGGACAAUGUCCGCGUGCUCCUGCUGUCAAUGACCUUGCUGAUCAACCACACGGUGGCGCUGGUGUUUCUCUUCCUGCCCAAGAUCUACGCGGCGGUGUACGUGGAUGGGAUGGAGACCGAGAGCAACAGGGGGAGCGUACUGAGGAACGUAGGCUCCAUGAACUCUUCCUUCUCCGCCACGGCUUUGUCCAUCUCCAACAGGGUCACGCCUCUGCCGAGGCUGAGCACCAUCAGCCAAUCAACAACAACCUGAGCGAGCUACGACGUAGCCUACAUUAUGUUAACUUCAUUAUCAUUGGAUGGCCGAGUGGUUCAUUGUUUGACUGCCGAUUGAAAAGUUUUGAUUUCAAAAACCCUUUUGGGGAUAACCGAAUGGGACCCAGCCAACGCCAUGAAUAAACUCAAUAAAAUCCAAGUCCGCCCAAAAAAUUCCAUCUUGACAUUAGUCUGUUGAAUCUGGUCAAAACCAACUUAUUUUCAAAGGACAUGUGACAUGACUUAUCUCCAAAUGACAAGUGAGCUGAAAUAUUCUCUAAACGUCAUGUGAGCUAGACUUGUCUCGAAACGUCAUGUGAGCUGGACUUGUCUCGAAACGUCAUAUAAGCUGGACUUGUCUCGAAACGUCAUGUUAACUGUACUUGUCUCUAAACGUCAUGUGAGCUGGACUUGUCUCUAAACCUCAUGUGAGCUGGACUUGUCUCUAAACGUCAUGUGAGCUGGACUUGUCUCUAAACGUCAUGUGAGCUGGACUUGUCUCUAAACGUCAUGUGAGCUGGACUUGUCUCUAAACGUCAUGUGAGCUGGACGUGUCUCUGAACGUCAUAUGAACUGGACGUCUCUAAACGUCAUGUGAGCUGGGCUUAUCUCUAAACGUCAUGUGAGCUGGACUUGUCUCUAAACGUCAUGUGAGCUGGACUUGUCUCGAAACGUCAUGUAAGCUGGACUUGUCUCGAAACGUCAUGUUAACUGUACUUGUCUCUAAACGUCAUGUGAGCUGGACUUGUCUCUAAACGUCAUGUGAGCUGGACUUGUCUCUAAACGUCAUGUGAGCUGGACCUGUUUCCAAACAAAAGAGCUGGACAUGUCCACAAACGUCAUGUGAGCUGGACUUGAUUCACAUAAAAAACAACAUCAACAACGGAUGACUAAUUUUAAUCUUGACAAACGAGGUUUCUUUGUUGUGUGUUGGCCACACAGUUUUCCUCGUAUACCAACUUUGACCACUGCAGCACGCAAGCAGUACAUUCUGAUUACCUCUUAUAUUGAAAUAUUGAACAGAAGGGGUGGAGCUUUGAAUCACUUGUUGUAUAGGUACCGAGUCCCCAUUCUUUGAUGUAAAUUAAUAGCGUCUUCCUCAAUGCCAUCCACCUCACCCCCUACUCCAUUUAAAAAAGGCGCUUGUAUGUUUCUGGUGUGAUGAUCUAAACCUUUGUAUUUCAGGCAAUAAGAAAUCGCCAUUUAAAUUCUAUAUUUAAAUUCCUUGUAAACUCUCAGUUGAUAAAGAGUGAGGAAAAAUGUAAGGCUGUUAAAUCUUACACACAGAUCUUAUUACCUUGAUGCUCAGUACAUCGCUGGGACAGCCACAAGGGAGAAAACUCAGUUAAUUCAUAAUGUUUUAAGGGAGAAAACUCUGUUAGUUCACCUAAAUAAGAGAGAAAAUUCUGUUAAUUCAUAUGAUAGUUAUUACCACGGAUAGAGAGAAAAUGCUGUUAGUUUAGCCUAUAAUGAUCAAAUUAACUAGAUCAGGUGGAAACUGGGUUUGGGUAGUCAUGUGAAACACUGCACUCAUCCUUAAACUUCGGAAUCGAAGACAGUGUCAUUAUUAACUAGAUAAGGAAGAAAACUAUGUUAGACCAUAAUUUUGAAAUUACCUAGAGAGAAAACUCUGUUAAUUUCCCCAAUGUUUCCAUUGUCUAAUAUAAGGGAGCAAACUCUGAGUUUAGUUUUAUUAAUAUUUAGAUAAUCGAGCUAAUUCUGUUAAUGCAUAAUGCUGUAAUUACAUACGCUAUACAGCGGGUGACCCCAUUAAUUCAAGGUAGAUAUCUAUGUUCUUCUAACAAGACACAAACUCCAAAAGUCCCAUAUGGAAAUGAGCAAAAAGUUAAUAACAAAUAAUUGUCAUGAUGGUUUGGUGUGAAUUGCAAGCUUUCAAUUUCAUUAUAAAUCAUCGCAAGCCCUGCAGUAUAUCGUCCAAUAGAGACUUUGGCUGAGCUGAAAAAAAAAUUUUCAUUUCUAAAGCAACGCCUGAAAUUUGCUUGCUAUCAUUGUGGUGAAAUAGUUGCUAUUUGUUUAUGUUUGUGUAACGUCGUGAGAAUGUGUUCACAACAUUGAUUUAGUGUGCUACAGUCCAAGUCUCUUUCGUCAGUUCAUGUGUCGUUCUAGUUUAAUAAAGCCUUGUUUUAGGUUAA
Biomphalaria glabrata is the source of this 6048-nucleotide messenger RNA. RefSeq names its product metabotropic glutamate receptor 4-like. Gene Ontology annotation, cellular component: membrane. The coding region runs from base 1200 to 3893 and encodes 897 amino acids. Gene Ontology annotation, molecular function: group II metabotropic glutamate receptor activity. The transcript has 3 exons. The record is from RefSeq and is a predicted model, not a curated record. Lineage: Eukaryota; Metazoa; Mollusca; Gastropoda; Planorbidae. Gene Ontology annotation, biological process: G protein-coupled glutamate receptor signaling pathway; regulation of synaptic transmission, glutamatergic.